CGCGUACCCGGAUAAAUUCAUUGUCAACGAUUCAUUAGUGUUAGGAAGAAAAUUAACGCGGAAAAAGUAUUGUUAAUCCGCCGCGCCUCGUUCCCUCUUCGCGCCCGUUGUGCCGCUCUCGAAUAAAACCGUUCUCACAAUGGCUAAUCAUUUAAUAGUAAUUUAAUAAGUGAUUGUAUAAUUUAGUGGUUCCAUCGAAGAGGAUUAUUAUUUAUCCCGAAAUUAUUCCGAAGAAAUUGGAAAUUGAUCGAGGUGAAAGGUGGCUCUACCUUCGGUUACUCAAUAAAAAAACAAUUAGAUUCCGUUCGUAGAUCGAGCGUAAUUCAUCGUUAAUUUACAUCAAUUUACGCACUUUAACGUUGUAUCUAAUUUUGUAUUCUAAUUUCGAGUAAAAUGAUUGAAAUGGCGUAAAAUGAUCACGCGUCACGGUCCAUCGGGAAUCUGAUUGAAACGAGAUUGAUAAACGAGGAUCGUUAAUCUCUCUUGACUCUACUGGCUCGCGAAUAUUUAAUACACAACUCGCUUUAAAUUAUUAUUCGUUUGCCACAAUUAUUACAUAUAUAUAUAAUGUAUAUAACAUACAACUAAAUGACCGAACGUUUGAUCGUUUCAAUUAAGCGAAACUUUUUUUUAUUGCUUCACGCUUCGUUCCAAGGCUCCGGUUAGCUUUUUAUGGGCCUAGACAACGGUUCGAACCGAAUAACGGUUGAAGAAAAAAAACGUUUGACAAGACAAAUAUGAGUAAUGCAACAGUAGAUAACAAGCAAGAACCGGAUUUUUAAAAGAGGGACAUCACAAUCACUUGCCCUCGAUUUCUUCGCUCCUCUCCACGAGAAUAAUCAACAGUGCGAUUCAUUCUAAUUAGAAAAAUGGUCGAUAAAUUGGAAUGGUUAAAUAACGAAUUCGUGCAAAGGAUCCUCCAGUACAACGAGUACGACACCAGCAUCAAUGUAACGAAUAUAUCGGUGAAACCGGCGACCAGCAAAGGUGACAAUUAUGCCAGCGAUAUGUAUAGGGUGACCGUGAAAUACACGCAGAAGGAGGGCAAGACCAGGGUCAAUAAGGAGACGUCGAUUGUGUGCAAGUUCGAGCCGUUGGAGGAGGACUUACGAAAGGAAGCGAUCAUGUCAAUGGGUAUCUUCGAGAACGAAAUCUUCAUGAUGUCGAAUUCCCUACGAAAGAUGCAAAAAAUGUUGGGCACUCGGCUGGGAGCAAAUGUACUUUACUUUAGAAUGGAACGGCCGAUUUGUUUGAUAUUAGAAGACCUUUCUCGUCUAGGAUUUCGUAUGGCCGAUCGUUUCCGUGGUUUAGAUUUCGAUCAUUCCAAGCUAACUCUUCAAAGCUUAGGCAAAUUUCACGCAGCGUCGGUCGCACUGUGCGAAAAGGAACCCAAGCUAAAGACUCUAUACCAAAAAGGGAUACUGUACGAAGGAAUGCCGACCGAAUUCAAAGUCUUCUUCGUCUCCGCGAUUAAAGCUCUUGGAGAUGAUUUGGCAAAUUGGCCGCAAGACGUGAAAAGGUAUCAGAAUAAAGUUAAGAAAUUCGCCGAAGUUGUUUACGAUCGUGGUUUAGCGGCAUUGCAACGAAACGACGACGAGUUCAACGUUAUUAAUCACGGUGAUUCCUGGACGAACAAUAUGAUGUAUCGAUACGAUGAGAAUUCAAAGCCUAUCCAGCACGUGUUUGUGGAUUUCCAAAUGUCUAUCUACACUUCACCGGCGAUCGACCUGCUCUACUUUUUAAACGCGACCGUCCAAAACGAAGUGAAUGCCGAGAGUCUGAUCGAGGAAUACGUAAAUACGUUGACCACCACCAUGAAGAGGCUAGGUUGCAAAACGACACCACCUACGAUAAAAGAUAUAAAAAAAUAUAUGAGAGAAAGGAUAGCGUGGGGGAUGUUGGCCGCGACUACCGUAUUACCGUUCACCCUGAUGGAUAAAUCCCAGGUGGUGAGUAUCGACGAACUGAUCAAGAAAAACGACACGUUUGAUUAUCCCGGGACCAAGAAUCCGAUGUAUCGGAAGGUAAUGGCCGAGAGAUUAGCGAAAUUCGAGGAAGCAGGCGUGUUUGAUUAAUUCGAUAUGGAUUAAAAGAGUUGUGCUGUUUAAAACUAAUUUCAAGAAAGAAUCAAUCGUAUACGAUGCAACAAUUCUCUCUCGUAAAUGAUAUAUACGCUCUCGUAACGAUAUACUACGAAAAUAUUUAAAUUUAAUUAAUAAGAUACGUUGAUACGUAACGCGAGAAAACGUUUCACGAUCUAUUAUCUUACGAAUUCGUUGAUUAUUCUCUUCUCUUUGUAAAUUAAAUUUGAUAAUUGCAUAUAUUUAUUUCACAUCGUUUACAUGAAAACAAUACUCUAGAAAUUAUAUGCUAUACUCUUCGGAGUAAUCUUCGUAUCGAAUGAGAGCAAAAGAUGAAACAAGAGAAAGAGAGAGAGAGAGGUUCAACUAACCGCGCACAAUAAUUUUGAAUAUAUUCAACAUUAUAGAAUUACACGUAGCGUAAUUACCGAUUAAUCAAACGAUUAAUUAGAACAAAAUAAUUUCGAUUCGCUAACGAGGUUAUAGGUUAUUUCUUAUAAUUUAAUCGAAUUUCGAUGUAUAAUACUUUAGCUAGAAACUCACGAAACCAAAGUUCAAUAUGUUUCGUAGGCGGCGUAGAGAGUAAAAAUCUUAGAUUUAAUAUCCACGUGUAUGUUUGUUCACGCAUAUCACGAAUAUAUUUUAUAUUCACGUUCUUCGCCUACCAGACGUCCACCAAUCGAUGGUACAAAUUUAGCAAAUUAUUAUAUAUAUUGUAUAUUAUAAGAACCAUUUAUAAUUAACAAGGUAUUAACACCCAAGAUCCAUGUGAUUGAUAACCAAUUUUCGUUACUUGUAUUUACUAAUUUUCAACGUAAAAAAUAAAUUUAUUUCUUACGUAGACAAUUGUUCUCGCAAGUAUUGUAUUGUUAAAUAUGAAAAGAAACGAGGAAAACAAAAAAAAAAAAAAGAAGAAAAAAAAAAAAGAAUAACGAAUAAAAGACGAACGAACAAAGCACAAA
Messenger RNA from Apis laboriosa (Himalayan honeybee), 3043 nucleotides. RefSeq lists its product as uncharacterized. The record is from RefSeq and is a predicted model, not a curated record. The transcript has 6 exons. NCBI's taxonomy places the organism in Eukaryota, Metazoa, Arthropoda, Insecta, Hymenoptera, Apidae. The coding region runs from base 870 to 2075 and encodes 401 amino acids.